Giardia duodenalis is the source of this 1488-nucleotide messenger RNA. Its product is annotated as putative Maebl. Lineage: Eukaryota; Fornicata; Diplomonadida; Hexamitidae. The coding region runs from base 1 to 1488 and encodes 495 amino acids. The transcript has a single exon. The record is from RefSeq and is a predicted model, not a curated record.
AUGCCGUACACCGAUACCACGCUGUUUGCAACCAAACCGAAGAUCACACAACGCAUGACCAAAUCCAAUAAGCCGAUCGUUUUGGAUCAAUACGAUCUGAACAUGAUUCGGCACCGUGCUGGCCCACUUUAUCCCACAGAGUCUGUCUCUGGCCGCGAUGACACAAUCUUUAACCGAAAUAACAUUAUCAGGGCGCAGAUAGGAGCUGAGCGCACGAAAACUUGGAAAAAUACGAUCGAGGAUCAGCGCCAGGCGCGUCUGCAAAAGAUGGCCGAUCAAGAAGCGGCAAAGGAGCAAGAGAUCCGUGAGCUGGAACAGGCGUGGCUCGAGCGCGAGAAGAAAAAGGCUGACGCUGUCCAGGAGCAGUACCGGCGUCACAAGGAGCUCGACAAUGACUACAUGCGUAUGUUCCGCAGUGCUAAGAUAACGGCAGAUUGCCUCAAGGACCUUGCAGAGACUAAGCGCAUCAAGGAAGAGCGCCGACAAGCCGAACUUCAGGAGGGGCUGCAGGAAAAGGAGACAGCGUACAGACUCUACAAGGAAGAAGUGGAUGCCAAUGCUGAGAAGGCACUGGCACAGCGGACCGCACGAGAGCGUGUCGAUAGGGUGAACUUGGCCCAGACGCAGAAGGGCCAAUACCAGCGCGAAGAGGAACGCCGUGAACGAGAGAAUGAACUUGUGGAAAUGCGGAGGCUGAAAGCUCUCGACGAGGAACUCCAUAGAAAAGAGUACGAAGACACUCGUAGACGAAAUAUGACAUGCAGAUCUAUCCUUGACAAGCAGGUUGAAGAAAAGAAGAAACAGGACAACAUUCGCGCCCUUGAAGAGAUGGCUACCGACUUAGAGAUCCAGAUGGUUCAACAAAAACUUGACGAACGACACGCCAUCCAUGAGGCCCGGAUGAAGAGCUUGAAAGAGAAGAAGGCUGCUGCCACGGAAAUAGCUCAGCUAGCUGUGGCCAAACAGAUUAAGGCAGAUGAGGAACGGCGCAUUAACUCGAUGCUCAGGUGUGAGGGCCAGGAUAUCACUAACGUACGUGCGGAGGAGGCGCGUCAAGCACGUGCAGCAAAAUACAAGAAACUCGAGGAUGAAGCACGGAAGAUAAACGAGUUUAACGUGGCAGACAAGUUUGCACGUAAGGCCGUCGAAGAGAUGGCCGAUUUAGAGUACAACCAAAAGCAGCAUCUUGAGCAUGUCCGGGAGGCGGAGUAUGAGAAGAUGCUGGCUGAGGAGAAGCGCGCAGAGGCAAAGCGCAUGGCCACGGAAACCCUUGCUGAAAUUGCCAAAUUGAGGUUAGCAAGAGAGAAGGAAAAAGAGUUUGAAAGUUUCUGUGAUAAAUGCGCAGUUCUCAAGGAUCAACGAGAGGCCAGGGAGCUCGUUGAGCGUUGCAGAAAGAUGGCAGAGGCCGAAGAGGACGAGCGUGUCCGGCGAGCGUAUGCGAUAGUUAUCCGUAAUAUUAAUAGGAGAGAUCGGAGCAUUUCCUGGUAA